This is a messenger RNA of Porites lobata, 13292 nucleotides long. The record is from the annotation of a GenBank genome assembly. NCBI's taxonomy places the organism in Eukaryota, Metazoa, Cnidaria, Anthozoa, Scleractinia, Poritidae.
AUGGAGAAAACGAGUGACGCCACUUUAGAGAGUCCAAGUCGUGGAAAUGACCGGCGAAUUCUGAUCAUUUUAAGUGUCUUCAUCUGCUUUGUUGCUGUUGUCAUUUUGGUUGUUGCUGCUAUAAUGUUAUCAUUGAUAAUAUCUCGAAUUGACAAUGAUAAUGAUGAUGAUGCUAAAGUAUCAGAACUUGACGCCGCGGUGCAGGGUAAGCACACGUUACAACUUUUAAAAGUCCGGCUGUCUACUCUUAAAACUCUCAACUAGCGAUCAAAAGCUUUUUAAACUCACACUAUCAUGUCCCAGUAUAGUCCACUCUUUUUUAAGAGUCUUUUGCGUGCGCUUGUCUUGCAGUAGGUAUCCCAGCUAGGAUAGAUAUAAAAGAGAAAUUUGUUCCCCGAGAAAUUUUAAGUUUGGUUUUCAUUUUCUUUCCUAAUCAAGGGGACACACAUCGACUUCUUUUUCCUGUAAAAUAACUAUUAGAAGGGGCAAAUAUUAUCUCUAAUUUCUAAGCGCGAGAAAAACUAGAAAUUUCCGGAUAACAAUUUCAUUCGUAUCAGAUAUUUGGAGUUCUUCUACUGAAGUAGCUACGAUUUUUGGAGUUUGUGUUCUUCAUAUUUAUUGCCAAGAUAUUGAGAUUGUUGUUAUAAAAAAGGUUUCCUAAAAAUUCUGGUGUCGACUCAAAACAUCCCCCAGAUAUGAAUCUUCUUACGUAAUAAAGUAUGGCUACUCUACUUCCUGGAACUCAUCACCGUAAAACGAAAAGCCAACUCAAGCUUUCGAUGCGGCCCACGUUUCUCUAAGACAUCCGAACAGAUAUAAACAGCCGUUUUAGGGCAGCUCGGCUGCAAAUAAACUAAGCCUCUGUACGUUUGGGUGGGGCCGCUUCCGAUCUAUAGCCAUUUAUUUUACGAUUUGCACUGAUUUAGUUUUUCUACUUAAGCUUUCAAUCAGCUUUCUUUCCCUGCUUUUACCAAAUUACAAAGUCUCGAUACAAAUUACGGCGGCUGCUAAACUGGAUUGAAUAAUUUGCAAUUUUUGGCUUAGAAUUGUUAUUAAGCCGGCAAUCAUCACAGAUAAAAACAACCGAGCUGCAGUUUAUGUUAGAAGGUCCCUGACCGUGUACACCCCAUUGCUUUAAUUUUUUGUUGACAAAUUGUGACUCCAUAAAGUAAUGCGAUGUUUUUAUUGGUCAGUAAGAUCAAAAUAAUGGGAAAGCUAUUUAUUGAACGCUGUGCACAGUAAAGCCUAAAAACGUUAAUACAUAAAACAUUAACACAGGACUUUUUUUGACGACCUUCAUUAAGAUUGCACUUUAUGAUUUAUGUAAGAUUGCAUAAUCGUUAAAGCUGUCCACAUCAUGCUCAAUGUUUUAUACUAUCAAUGCUGAUUCUCAAUGCUCAACAAAUCCAACUCAUUAUUAUGCUCAGAAAUAAAUAGCAAUGUAAUUUAAUUUUUAUCAUCAUUGUUUAAAUAUAAUUUAGCAAAUUUCAUUACAAAAGAAACAGGCAACAUGACAGCAAUAUGUAUUACAACAGUGCUUUCGUAAGUAAAAAAACGUAAGCAAAACAAAAAAUAAAUAAAUAAAAUAUAUGAUAUGCACUAUAAUGAUAACACUGUUUACAAUUUCAAAAACUGAGUUAUUGAUCUUAGCUAAAAACACCAUUAUGCUCCAUAACGAAAACGAAGCAGCGAAAGUGAUGAGCUGAUACAUUCACAGAGGAUUCAAAGGAUUCUUUCUCGCCAGCAUCGAUCGUUCUGACAGAUAGCAAUUCACGGUAUACCAAGCCCACUUCGCAACAACAAAGACUAGUGCGUGGGUGAUCAGAAAUUUUGUAUCCAACCGGGCACAAUUCAGCUCGCACAACCGUCGUCCUCAGUCAGACAAGUCUCAGUGAUCGCAGCAUGGUCAGCCUUACUCUAUUACGCAUGGGCUAUCAUCAGGCAUCUGUAUGCUCAAGAUCUUACAUCCUUAUAACGAACGUAGAAGCUGAGGGCUUAAAUAAAAUGCUUCUUGCAAUCAGCUGUGAAGAAUGACUAUCUGAAAUGCAAACCAAGCAAGAGGUUAUUUUAAGUGGGAUCCAUCACACGAUAUGCAUGGUUAACUCACUUAAUUAAUUUGUAACAAUGCUUUGAGAAUGCCUGGGACCAACAAGAACAACAGAAAGGAAUUUUUUAAGUACAUUGUAUAAAUUUGACAUCCCUGAACAUAUUAUUUGAUAUUAUUUGUAGUGGCAGUGGAAACAAGUUGACAAAAGUGAACGAUGGAGAAAGUGAGUGAGGCCACUUUAGAGAGUCCAAGUCGUGGAAAUGACCGGCGAAUUCUGAUCAUUUUAAGUGUCUUCAUCUCCUUUGUUGCUGUUGUCAUUUUGGUUGUUGCUGCUAUAAUGUUAUCAUUGAUAAUAUCUCGAAUUGACAAUGAUAAUGAUGAUGAUGCUAAAGUAUCAAAACUUGAGGCCGUAGUGAAGGGUAAGCACACGUUACAACUUCUUCAAGUCCGGCCCUGUACUCGUAAAACCCUCAACUAGCGAUCAAAAGCUUUUUAAACUCACACUAUAUCAUGUCCUAGUAUAGUCCACUCUUUUUCAAGAGUCUGUGCGCUUGUCUUGCAGUAGGUAUCCCAGCUAGGAUAAGUAUAAAUAACAAAUUUGUUCCCUGAGAAAUUUCAAGUUUUGUUUUCAAUUCCUUUCCUAAUCAAGGGGUCACACAUCGACCUUUUUCCUGUAAUAUAACUAUUAGAAGGAGCAAAUAUUAUCGCUAAUUUCUAAGCGCGAGAAAAACUAGAAAUUUCCGGAUAACAAUUUCAUUCGUAUCAGAUAUUUGGAGUUCUUCUACUGCAAUAACUACGAUUUUUGGAGUUUUUGUUUUUCACAUUUAUUACCAAGAUACUGAGAUUAUUGUUAUAAAAGAGGUCUCCUGAAAAUUCUGGUGUUGACUCAAAACACCCCCCAGAUAUGAAUCUUCUUAAGUAAUAAAGUAUGGCUAUAUAGCUACUCUAUGUCCUGGAACUCAUCACCGUAAAACGAAAAGCCAACUCAAGCUUUCGAUGCGGCCCACGUUUCUCUAAGACAUCCGAACAGAUAUAAACAGCCGUUUUAGAGCAGCUCGGCUGCAAGCGGCCGCUUCCGAUCUAUAGCCAUUUAUUCUACGAUUUGCAGUGAUUUAGUUUUUCUGCUUAAGCUUUCAAUCAGCUUUCUUUGCCUGCUUCUACCAAAUUAAAAAGUCUGGAUACGAAUUACGGCGGCUGCUAGACUGGAUUGAAUAAUUUGCAAUUUUUGGCUUAGAAUUGUUAUUAAGCCGGCAAUCAUCACAGAUGAAAACAACCGAGCUGCAGUUUAUGUCGGAAGGUCCCUGACCGUGUACACCCCAAUUUUUUUUGCUUCAUUUUUUUUUUUUUUCACAAAUUGUGACUCCAUUAAGUGAUGCGAUGUUUCUACUGGUCAGUAAGAUCAAAAUAAUGGGAAAGCUAUUUAAUCGAACGCUGUGCACAGUAAAGCCUAAAAACGUUAUUACAAAAAACAUUAACACAGUACUUUUUUGACGACCUUCAUUAAGAUUGCACUUUAUGAUUUAUGUACCAUUGCAUAAUCGUUAAACCUGUCCACAUUAAAUGCUCAAUGUUUCAUACUAUCAAUGCUGAUUCUCAAUGCUCAACAAGUGCAACUCAGUAUUAUGCUCAGAAAUAAAUAGCAAUAUAAUUUAAUUUUUAUCAUCAUUGUUUAAAUAAUUUAGCAAAUUUUAUUACAAAAGAAACAGGCAACAUGUAUUACAACAGUGCUUUCGUAAGUAAAAAACGAAAGCAAAACAAAAAAAUAAAUAACAUAUAUGAUAUGAACUAUAAUGAUAACCCUGUUUGCAAUUUCAAAAACUAAGUUAUUGAUCUUAACUAAAAGCACCGGUAUAUUCCAUAACUACUGCAGGAGCCGCACUAGUAAUACAUUUCUCGCAAACCCUCAGUGCGAAACCCGGCUUAAUAUGAUCCCACUCGAGUCAAGCAUUGACGGGCAAGGUUGGAGACUGGAUGGGUGCCUCGUGUAUCGUGAAGACCCCUUCAAGCUUCUUUCUUUCCUUUGUUCUAAUGUUUUCUUUUGCAAGUGAUCUUUAUUUUUUUGUCCUUUUUUUGUUCUUAACUAUGCAUUGGAAAGCAUAUUUGGCAGUAUUUCGUCCACCAGAUGGAGUACUUAUGCCCAGAGAAGCAAACUCACCUGUGAAGUGGAGAGGGACAAUUUAACUGACAACUUUCGACUUAAAUCGCUCUUAUUUCGCUCUUUUAUUCGUUAGUCCGAAUCGUUUCAAUUCUCUCUUUAGAAAAGUUUUAUCGUCAAAGUUCAUUGCCUAAAGUACUUUUUGAUCGCCGCAGAAACAACGGACCAAGUUAUUUAUUUUUCUAUUUGAUGACGUCAUUGCAGACUGCUACAGAUAUAUACUGACUGAUGCAGCCAACAGACCACGUCCGGGUACAAAAAACUCAUGAGGCCUAAUGCAAAACCUUUCUUGUGAAAAUGAGUUUUAUUUCCGCGAGGAUGAAAAAUCAUUUCCAUAAGAAAGGACGAGCACUUAACCUCGUUUUGAUACAGAGGCCCGAGGGAACUCGGAAAUGGCCUACUCUCCGGCUUCUGUCUCGCUAUACGAUCCACUCGCCAGGCACCUUCCACGCGUGACACUGUCUUUCACCAAACCCUCUCCCCCCCCCCCCCAAAAAAAAACAUUAAACAAUUGUUUCAGAAUAUUCAUGGAAGGACUGCGUACUCCUUAGAACAUCUGCCAAAUAAAAACAUAUGCAAAAUUUGGGGGUCAAAAUAGAGUAAGACUGUCAAUUUCGACAAAAUUACAAAACCUUGGUAACGCGCCGGUUGUAGAGUAUAUAAAGGUCAUUUUCAAAACGAAUGACUGAUAAAUACUUUUCUAAAAUUAACGUCCAAAACGUAGAAAAUUUGUCUGAACUAAGUCCAGCCUUCAGUUCAUGAAUAAUAUACACACUUUUUGAAGAAACUUCAAGAUCUCUCAAAAUUCCUCUUAUAGAUUUUUGCACGACAGUGGACAAACACCCAAAGUAUAGGUAGCGUCAAGCAUUUCUAAAGAAAAUGACGAUGAGGGCUGAAAUUCGAUUUAGAGCUUAAACUUUUGUGACGUCAUUGUAACGUUAUUUUUAUUCCGAUCGCCCAAAAAAUGAUAUCAUAAUAUAGGUUAGUCUAUGUGUAAUAUAUGUGUUAUAAUGGUUUUACAAUAAAGAUAAGUUUGUUUAAGUCUAAGAGAUUCAAAAAAGGGAGGUGUAAUACAAAAAUACUGGGUGGAUUGGCCUGGGCAAAGGGUUCAAGUGUUUUUUUCUCGGAUCAGAGAAUGACCCGGGGCAGGUUUUCCCAUAUAAAUGGGGCCUCAAGGCCCUUCUGGCAAUCCAGGUGACACAAGAGAUAUUAGCAGUAGCAUGCUUACGGCCAAAAAGGGAAGAAAAGCCAAAAUGAAAAUAAGCGACCAUUUCCCUAAACAGCUAAGAGACCUUUUCCAUUUUCUUAGUUUCUUUUUCUAUGUGCAUAUUUUAUUAUCGGCUAUAAUGGUACCCUAAAACUUGAAAUCAGUUUAAAAUUUGAACGUAACUGUGCUUACAAUUAAACCACGAUCGCUAGCAAUGUACAAUGCUAUUCGGAAACAUUUUGUCUUUUUCUGAGAUAUAGACUAGUGUGAAAUCAGCAUCCAUUCACGUGAUGUGAAUGCGUUUUGUAACAAUACCAUUGGAUCUUACAACUGCACUUGCAAUCCUGGGUACUUUGGAAAUGGAGAAGGGUGUCUUGGUAAUUGUGCUUUCGUACUGAAAUAAAAGUUUUAAGUUAAACCUUAAACUAAACGUCUUGCAGAGUUUAUCACAAGCCAGUACCCGUCCUUUAUUCCUGUUGCCUUUACUAGCUUUGAUCCUGAUAUCCAGCAAACCCGUUGAAUUCUCUGCUUGCGAUAAAAAAUAAUUGCUUAAAAGGAGCUUAAAAAGUUGGAACUCUUUUAUGUUACAUAAUCCUGAUGACCAAGCAAAGAGAAACAUUAAAAUUCAAGUACAGAAUGCUCAGUAUGUUGUUAAGUUCUGCCUCCUUUCCGUAUGUCAAAAAUUAAACCCUUUUCUUCUCCAUCUUUUCAGAUAUUAAUGAGUGUAUGACCAACGUCCAUAACUGCGAUGUCAAUGCUUUCUGUAAUAACACUGAGGGAUCUUACAACUGCACUUGUAUCUCUGGAUACACAGGAAAUGGAACAUCAUGCACCGGUAAAACAUCAAGCCAAAUGCAUUUUUAAAUGACCGUAUCAGGCAUCCUUGUUCAGACUGCAGGCUAAAUCAAGUUUCUACUGCGGCAAUAGCAAUAUUUGUUUGGAUCUGUUUAAAUAUUUUAUCUUGAUACUUUUUAAUAAUCCUCUCUUUUCAGAUAUAAACGAGUGUACAGCCAUCGCCCAUAACUGUCACGUCAAUGCUUUCUGCAAUAACACUGAGGGAUCUCAUAAUUGCACAUGCAGCCCCGGAUACACAGGAAAUGGAACAUCAUGCCGAGGUAAAUUAUCAAGCUAAUUUCAUUUUAUAGUGACUAUAUCCCUAGUCUGACUGGGGAACUAUACAAUUAAGUUUCUGCUGCGAUAUUUGCAAUAUUUUGGGGGUUUGUUUUGUGUUAUCUACUUUCUUAAUACUUGUCUCUUUUCAGAUAUUAACGAGUGUACAGCCAUCGCCCAUAACUGUGAUGUCAAUGCUUUCUGUAAUAACACUGAUGGAUCUCAUAACUGCACAUGCAGCUCUGGAUACACUGGAAAUGGAACAUCAUGCACCGGUAAAUCAUAAGCUAUACCCAGUGCAUUUAACACUAUAUGAUCUGCGCGAUACGGAAGCCGCCCAUCAAUAGCGUGCUUCUAAGUUAAGCUAUAAUUUGAACUGUAGCCCCUUUGAGUUAUCGAUACAGCAAAAUAUAACUCACUUAUCAUAAACUUUCAUCGAAAAAUGGCGAAAACAAAAAGACGUUACUUAAGUUAGUCCGAAACUGAACUAUAAUGGAAGAUUUUCAAUGUAACUUUAAAAGUUUCUAGGAUUUUCCUGUUGCGUUAUUAGCAAUUGUAUUUGUGCUUGGUUUGGCCGGGUUUGUUUUGUUCUAUCCUACGACGUUCUUACUCUUUCUUACUAACUUGUGUUUGGUUUGGUUUGGUUUGUUUUAUCUUGGUUAUACUUUCUUACUAAUUCUCUCCUUUCAGAUAUAAACGAGUGCACCACUAACGUCCAUAACUGUGAUGCCAAUGCUUUCUGUAAUAACACUGAUGGAUCUCAUAACUGCACAUGCAGCUCUGGAUACACUGGAAAUGGAACAUCAUGCCGUGGUAAAUUAUCAAGCCAAAUGUAUUUUAGGGCGGGGCUAUGCCACCACACACUGAAAACAUAAGAUCUAAGGGCCAAUCAAAUUGGCAUAUAUUUUAACAUCAAAAUGUCAAAUUAUGGCGUCACACUUUCUGACGUCUUUCAUUCGGUGAAUCUUAAACUUUGGAAUCUCCCAAUUUUUUUAUAACAAUUUUGAAAGAACUCUUAAAAGGAAGUUGAAAGCUGAUAAAUUUUGUCCAAUAUCUCAAAUAUGAGCUGAGAUAUUUCAUUUUGAAUUUGGAUAAUUUCGUAAAUUCAAGCGUUUUGUUGCCGUGUCACACCAUUGCUAUUUAAGGUAAACAUGACAGAUCAAAUUCGUGUUGAAAAAGUAAAUUCCUAACUGCGCAAAAACCAAGAAAAUAGUUUUGUGACGCCAUAAAAGGUCACGUGAUCAGUUUUUUUUAAAAAAGUAAAUUUGCUUAAAUUAGCGUUUUUAAGUCAAAAAAUGAACAUCUCAAAUAAAGGAGGAUAUUGCCAUCUUCCCGCCACAUGGCACGCAUUGUUGUCAAGAUUGGGUUAUUUAGAAUGUUUAAAGUAUAAUGACUAUAAUGGAGUGGAUUUCUGUCUCAGUUCUCAAUCGACUCAUCCUUUGAUUACCAAAAUGAAUAAUUCAAAAACACCGGACCAUGCAUACAACAGAUAAGCAGCGACACAUGACAAAAGAAAAGUCGCACGGUCAAAACUUACUGAAAACAGGACAAGUUAAUCAAGAAACAUUCUUUCCUCCCAAUAAGGCGCAAGGCACGCUUGGAAUAUUGUAAUAUCCUCCUUUAUCUGAAAUGAUACGAUUUUGGGCAACUAUAAAAGGUUACCGAAACAUCAGCUUAUUUUUCAAAAAGGUAAAGCAUCAAUCAAAAGGAUUUUUUUUAAGAAAAAGUAUGGUUCGGCAGGUUGCACUAAAAUAUUUUCAAAUUCCCAUAACUCGAGUUUUACGUCUCGGAGCGAGAAACGUGUUUCCAGCGCUUUACUCUCCUUUCUAAUUCUCUUUCAGAUGAUGUAAGUUUGAUAUUGAGAUUAAAAAACUCAUUCAACCUAUUUGGUGACGUAAGCCCGUUGUGAGGUCAUAAUUUGACGUUUUGCGUCAAACGAAAACUUCAGUAAAAUUUCCUGGUCUACAAUCGAAGUAUAUCUGGCAAGUUGGGUCAAGAAAUGAAAAGAAAUGUAAAAGAUACGUAAAUGCAGCCUAAAUGAUAAUUUUGAACGACUGUUUAGCCCCACUGUGUUUAGAAUUUCCAUAUCAGGCAUCCUUGCUCAGACUGCUGGCUAAAUUAGGUUUAUGCUGCGAUUUAGCAUAGGGGGGUCGGGGGAGUGAGCGACAAUAUCUUUAAAUCUACUUAUUAAAAUGUGGCGAAAUUUGGUAGAAAUCCUGUUCAUAUCACACUCAAGUUAAUGAAAGCGUCAAAAUAUCUUUUGAACAAAGGAGUUUUGUGAUUAAUUAAGAUUUCCAUGAAAGCAAUUCUCCUGAAGAAAUGAUCAGGAUUAGGGCGCCAACCUCAACAACAAGCGCUGGUAGUGCCUUACGGUGAAAUGCCAAGAAAAGGCCCAAAGUAACCACACCUAGACCUCGCUGACGUUUUCUUAUCGUGCAAAGUCUCCGCCCAAACGGAUAAAAAUUGAAAAAGAGAGGCCACUUUUUCAUGACAGCUAACCCGGAGAGCAAAGACAUUCCGAUCGUUAAUUCUCAGACGCCAGGUUUACGAUCAGUGCAUCUUACCAAUAGUCACCUACCGAUCUGAGACCUGGAAUCUUUCAAAACAACAAACCUUAAAACCUUGAACUAUGUGGAGAGUCCACGAAAGAAUCAAGCUAAACAUCACAUGGCGAGAUCGUUAAACAGCUCAAUGGAUCCGAGAAAAAAACCAAUGUACGAGAUAUCACGGAAACGAUAAGCAAACUCAAAUGGAAUUGGGCUGGUUAUGAGGCGAGAGGAACAGACAACCGUUGGACAACCCGCACCAUGUUCUGGACUCCACGAGGGUACACAAGGAACCGAAGAAGGCCAAGGAGGAGAUGGAGGGACGAUUAAGAUAGUUUUUUUACAACGCUGGCAUAGUGUUGCGCGCUAGGUGGUCUAGUGGGGGUCAAUGGGGAAGCCUACGUCCAACGACGGACAUUCAACGGCUGAAACUGAACUAAACUGAUAUCAGUCGUCCCUGUUUAUGCAGACCGCAGGCUUUAUUAAGGCUCUAAAGCGAUAUUAGCAAUGCUAGCUAUAUUUUUUUGGGAUUUGUUUACAUGUUUUAUCUUGAUACAUUUUUUUAAAUAAUUCCUACCUUUUAGAUAUAAACGAGUGCACAACCAGCGUCCAUAACUGCGAUGCUGAUGCUAUCUGCAAUAACACUGAGGGAUCCUUCUGAAAGCGUCGUAAUCAAAUAGAGUUACUGACAAUGAAAUGCAUACAUUCAACACUUUCAGAAUAACUCAGCGAGUUUGACUUGUGGAGAAUCUAAACUUUAAUAUUUUGAUUUCGUUUUUCACUAUUUAAAAUAACUUUUGCAGUUUUUUGAAGGUUUAGGUCAAGUAAAAAAAUUCUGAUCAGACUUACAAAACUACGCAUUUCUUGUCAAGAUACCUUUAGAAACUAAAACAACAGUCGGCUGCAACAUUUUUUUAACUAUGACUAUGAGUAUCUUGUUGAAAACAAGUUGGCCCUCGUAAGACAGAAUCGCUUUGAUUUAAGCUUAAUACCGGCUAUGAAAAAAUGUAUCAUAUGGCCUUGGUAAUUGUCCUUUCGUACUGACUUCAUCACUGGCACAAGCUAGUACCGCGGGACGGGAUGGAGCGAUUUGGAAGUGGUCGUCCCUUAUUCCUGUUGCCUUUAUUAGCUUUGAUUCUGAUAUCCAGUAAACCCCUUGAAUUCUCUGCUCGCGCUAAAAAAAUUGCUUGAAAGCAGCUACAAAAGUUGAAACUCUUUUAUGUUUCAUAAUCCUGAUGACCAAGGAAAGAGAAACACUAAAUUUCAAGUACAGCAUGCUCAGUGCUGCCUCCUUUCUGUUUGUCGAAAAUAAACCCGGCCCUUGUCUUCUCCAUCUUUUCAGAUAUUAAUGAGUGUAUGACCAACGUCCAUAACUGCGAUGUCAAUGCUUUCUGUAACGACACUGAUGGAUCUUACAACUGCACUUGUAUCUCUGGAUUCACUGGAAAUGGAACAUCAUGCACCGGUAAAUCAUCAAGCCAAAUGCAUUUUAAAUGACCAUAUCAGGCAUCCCUGAUCGCAGACUGUAGGCUAAAUUAGGUUUCUACUGCGGUAUUAGCAAUAUUUGUUUAGAUAAAUGUUUUAUCUUGAUACUUUUUAAUAAUCCUCUCUUUUCAGAUAUAAACGAGUGUACAACCAUCGCGCAUAACUGUGAUGUCAAUGCUUUCUGUAAUAACACUGAUGGUUCUUAUAACUGCACAUGCAGCCCCGGAUACACUGGAAAUGGAACAUCAUGCCGUGGUAAAUUAUCAAGCUAAUUGCAUUUUAAAGUGACUAUAUCCCUAUUCUGAUUGGGGAACUAAAUUAAGUUUCUGCUGCGAUAUUAGCAAUAUUUUGGGGGGUUGUUUUGUUUUAUCUAAAUACUUUCUUAUUCCUUUCUCUUUUCAGAUAUUAACGAGUGUACAACCAUCGCCCAUAAUAACUGUGAUGUCAAUGCUUUCUGUAAUAACACUGAUGGAUCGUAUAACUGCACAUGCAGCUCUGGAUACACUGGAAAUGGAACAUCAUGCACUGGUAAAUCAUAAGUUAUACCCAGCGCAUUUAACACUAUAUGAUCUGCUCGAUACGGAAGCCGCCCAUUAAUAGGGUGCUUCUAACAUUAGCAGUGAUUUGAAACUGUAGCCCCGUCGAGUUAUCAAUACGGCAAAAAAGAACCUCACUUAACCUAAAAUUCUUCGCAAAAUGGCCAAAACAGAAAGAUUUUAUUUAAGUAAGUCAAAACUGAACUACAAAGGAAGAUUUUUAACUUUAAAAGUUUCUAGUUCUUUUUUAUUACGUUAUUAGCGAUGUUUGUUUUGUUUUAUCUUAGUUAUACUUUCUUACUAAUUCUCUCCUUUCAGAUAUAAACGAGUGCACCACUAACGUCCAUAACUGUGAUGUCAAUUCUUUCUGUAAUAACACUGAUGGAUCUUACAACUGCACUUGUAUCUCUGGAUACACUGGAAAUGGAACAUCAUGCAACGGUAAUCAUCAAGCCAAAUGAAUUUUAAAUAGCCAUAUCAGGCAUCCCUGUUCAGACUACAGGCUAAAUUAGGUUUCUAUCGCGCUAUAAGCAACAUUUGUUAGGAGCUGUUUAAAUGUUUUAUCUUAAUACUUUUUAAUAAUCCCCUCCUUUCAGAUAUAAACGAGUGUACAACCAUCGCGCAUAACUGUGAUGUCAAUGCUUUCUGUAAUAACACUGAUGGAUCGUAUAACUGCACAUGCAGCUCUGGAUACACUGGAAAUGGAACAUCAUGCCGUGGUAAAUUAACAAGCUAAUUGCAUUUUAAAGUCCAUAUCCCUAUUACGACUGGGGAACUAAAUUAAGUUUCUCCUGCAAUAUUAGCAAUAUUUUGGGAGUUUGUUUUGUUUUAUCUAAAUACUAUCGUAGUUAAUACCUCUCUGUUUUCAGAUAUUAAUGAGUGUACAACCAACGUCCAUAACUGUGAUGUCAAUGCCUUCUGUAAUAACACUGAUGGAUCUCAUAACUGCACAUGCAGCUCUGGAUACACUGGAAAUGGAACAUCAUGCCGUGGUAAAUUAACAAUUAACGGGGCUGUGUCACGGCAGUCCUAUUCAUUUUGUAAUUACUCGAUUACUUGAAUUACUCGCCCUCAAUCGCUAUGGAACUUAAAGUAAGCAAAGAAAUUACAUGUUACAUGUAAAUGACAAAUCAGAGAUCCGAGACAAACAAAUAUGUCUCCUGAGCAUUAUUUUUGAAGUUGCAAGCAGUAGGGAUCAACUUUGGAAAACUGUACAUGUUAGGCUGAACAGUUUGCAAAAAUCCUAAUUUCAAUCCGUUUCAACCUUCUUCAGUUUUGCCCAUCCGUGGCAUCUGUUGUUUCUGUUAUGUUAUUUUAACCUUCCUUUAAAGUUUUAAGCGGUUAUUUUUAUGUUUCUCUUAAUUUAACGGGCAUUUUGUAAUUUCCUAAUUUGGCUGAAUUUUGUGACACAGCGCCUUUAAGCUAAUUGCAUUUUAAAGACCAUAACCCUAUUAUGACUGGGGAACUAAAUUACGUUUCUGCUGCGAUAUUUGCAAUACUGACAUUUUGGGGGUUUGUUUUGUGUUAUCUACUUUCUUAUACUUUUCUCUUUUCAGAUAUUAACGAGUGUACAACCAUCGCCCAUAACUGUGAUGUCAAUGCUUUCUGUAAUAACACUGAUGGAUCGUAUAACUGCACAUGCAGCUCUGGAUACACUGGAAAUGGAACAUCAUGCACUGGUAAAUCAUAAGCUAUACCCAGUGCAUUUAACACUAUAUAAUCUGCACGAUACGGAAGCCGCCCAUCAAUGGUGCUUCUAACAUUAACAGUGAUUUGAACUGUAGCCCAGUCGAGUUAUCAAAUGAAUACGGCAAAAAAUAACCUCACUUAUCCUAAAAUUCUUCGCAAAAUGGCGAAAACAGAACGAUGUUAUUUAAGUAAGUUCAAAACUGAACUACAAAGGAAAAUUUUUAACUUAAAAGUUUCUAGUACUUUUUUAUUACGUUAUUAGUGAUGUUUGUUUUGUUUUACUUUUCUUUUUACAGAUAUUAAUGAGUGUACAACCAACGUCCAUAACUGUGAUGUUAAUGCUUUCUGUAAUAACACUGAUGGAUCUCAUAACUGCACAUGCAGCUCUGGAUACACUGGAAAUGGAACAUCAUGCCGUGGUAAAUUAUCAAGCCAAAUGCAUUUUAGGGCGGGGCUUUACCACCACACAGAUUGCUCGAUCUUCAAAGCGUGGAAACUUUGGUUAAUUUUUGUCUGA